Messenger RNA from Rotaria sp. Silwood2, 210 nucleotides. Lineage: Eukaryota; Metazoa; Rotifera; Eurotatoria; Philodinida; Philodinidae. The record is from the annotation of a GenBank genome assembly.
AUGAUUGUUGAAGCUGCUAAGGUCUCAUCGGUUGGAAAAGUGUCCAAGUUAGCACCAGGAAUAACGGCUACCUGGCAAAAUAAUUCUCGUGAACGAUGGCGUUCUCAAAUAUUACAUAUUGGUUAGUUUAAAUAUGUGUAAAACCCUUUUACAAAAUAGAAUCUUUUUUAGGAACUGAAUCUGAUUGUUCGAAGGUUUUGAAUACGAUUG